CCGGCGCCAGCUCGACCCUCGACUUCGGAGAGGCAGUGCAGUUCCUCUGGGCGCUUCCUCCCCACCUUCGGCUUCAGUCUCCUCAGGGAGCCGAGACCCUGGUGUAUGCGUCACACCUGAUCCCGCUAGAGAUAUGUCUACCCCGGCCCGGCGCCGCCUCAUGCGGGACUUCAAGAGGUUGCAGGAGGAUCCUCCAGCUGGAGUCAGUGGGGCUCCGUCUGAGAACAACAUAAUGGUUUGGAACGCGGUCAUUUUCGGGCCUGAAGGGACCCCAUUUGAGGAUGGAACAUUUAAGCUUACCAUAGAAUUCACUGAAGAAUAUCCAAAUAAGCCACCUACAGUUAGAUUUGUCUCCAAGAUGUUUCAUCCAAAUGUCUAUGCAGAUGGUAGUAUAUGUCUGGAUAUACUUCAGAACCGUUGGAGUCCAACCUAUGAUGUGUCUUCCAUUUUAACAUCCAUACAGUCUCUUUUGGAUGAACCCAAUCCCAAUAGUCCUGCAAACAGCCAGGCUGCUCAGCUGUACCAGGAGAACAAGCGGGAAUAUGAAAAGCGUGUUUCUGCAAUAGUAGAACAGAGCUGGCGUGACUGUUGACCACAGGUGGAACAAAAGAAGAGGCUGGCUAUAAGAAAAAUAUAUAUUGAUGUGUUUAUCACCUUCUUAUUCCUUAAUGUCAUUCAUUACAUUUACUUUAUUAAAAGCAAA
Messenger RNA from Castor canadensis (American beaver), 703 nucleotides. RefSeq names its product ubiquitin conjugating enzyme E2 A (gene Ube2a). The record is from RefSeq and is a predicted model, not a curated record. Lineage: Eukaryota; Metazoa; Chordata; Mammalia; Rodentia; Castoridae.